CACCCCCACAGCUUGUCUCUCUCAUUCUUUGAGGCGCUCUUGUGUCGACUCGUGGCUGUGUUCUCUCGCUUAUCAACGGCACAUUGUUCUCUCGCUUAUCAACGGCACAUUGUUCUCUCUCCUCAGCAGAUCGUGUUCGCUAGCUCUGUGAAUUCGCGAUGCAGGGCCGCAUUAUGGCAUAUUUGAGCUUGUGUUGAGGUUCUUUGGUGGAGUUUAAGUGGAGCUCGACGGGUGCUUGAUGAGGUUUCGCGGGGAGAUAUCUGCGAUUGUGAGGGUUCUCGUAACAGAAGUGUAGGUCUAAGACAAGAAAAGCGUGAUGUGUCGCGGCUUUGAGUGCUGGUGAGAUCGGAAUUUUGGUCGCGAGGCAUGGCCUGCAUUUGAAGUGGUAUUUGGUUUCGUUGGGAUCUGUGCAGUAGUGCGUUCAGUAGUAGACAAGGUGUUUGAUUGCUAGGUUCGUCCUACAACUGGGUGUGGGGAGCUGUGGUAAAUGCAUUGGUAACUGCAAUUAUUGCAGCUCAAUAAUGUUCUAGAUUUAUCGAACAUGAGGGCAGGCAGGCGUAGCAGUGGAUAGAAAGAAGAGAAUCCUGUGAGUAGGCUGCGAGCCGUAAGUGCAUUCGGGCAGGGAAGAUGUUCAAGUCUUUAAAGAAGAAGCCUGAUAAAGUGAAAGAGAAAUUGGACUUCAAGCUCGGUUUUCAUGCUACUCGGGUACCAUCUCAAGGAUGGGACAAGUUAGUGAUUACAGUAAUCCCAUACGAGACAAACCGGCCUGUAGCCAAGACUCCAAGGGCGGUCGUGAAAAAUGGAGAAUGCCACUGGCCGGACAGUAUCAUAGAGACAACAAGGAUGGUGUAUGAUACUAGAACAAAUUCAUAUGAGGAAAAGAAGUACAGAUUUAUGGUUUCGUCCGGCUCAUCACGCUCUGGAGUGCUCGGAGAGAUCACAAUCAAUUUUGGAGAUUUUGCUGCCUCGAAACAUCCACAGCAAAAAGGCUUGGCACUGAGGAAUUGUAACACAGGAACCUUGCUACAUGUUACUGUUACGUGCUUAACCCCCAAAUCUCACGACAGUGUCAAGGAUUCAGACAAAUCGACAAAGCUUGCUCAUGAGGGGGAUGAGGAGGAAGAUCUAGCUUCUGAAGAUGAUGAUCAUGACAGGCUGAAUAGAGCGAGCAGUAAUGGUCAUAUGGAUAGUCCCCGCAAGCCUUCUCUAGACUCUCCGCCUUUGUCACCAUCGUCACCAGCGGGGAGGAAACUUCAGCAGCGAAAUAUUUCGACGUCCUCCUUGCGGUACAGCAGCAGCAGCUUCGACUCGAUGGAGGUUCCAUCAACACCAGGAACCGCUUCAUUCACUGAUGCUCUGCACGGAUACCCUGGCGAGGAUAAUUCCUCUUCUAGUUCAUUCGGCAGUAUGCCAAUGAAGCUGGAUCGCAGCAGGGAUAAUGCAGGUGUCGGCUCUAAGCCCUCAUCCCCUUUGCCGAGUUAUGGUCAGAAUCAAUCUCAUUCCUUACCAGCAACUUCUUCUGGAAGGCAGCAAGUCGGGCCAACCGAACGGAGCCAAAAUACUAAUUGGAGUGGACAUGGUGAUCACACGCAUGGGGUUUCCGGAGAAACCUCCGUAUCUACUAGUGAGGAUCCUCGGAUGAUGGCAGCAGCUUCCAAGCGACAGUCACUCAAUUCAAAUAGUCAAGUGGACAAGUUGGAUAGCAAACCUGAGAAGAAUAUGCAAGUCAAUCAAGAAAAGGAAAUGGACUUAUCUGCUCUCAAGGCUGUGCGAGGCGGUUUGAAACAGGAAGUUGAGAAUCUAUCGAUAGCGAGGCAGGCCCCACGGUUAUCUGAAAUAGGGGUUGAUGAAUCCCGAGGGGCCGUGGAGGAUGCUCAUCGGAUAAUUAAUGAGCUGAAGGAGGAAAUCAUGUUGGAGAAGAACACUAUCAGCAACCUGAACCUACAGCUGCAGAAGACAGAGCAGGACAACAGGAAAUUGGUGUCCGAGAUUGAUGUUCUUCUUGAUGCUGCCAAAAGUAAUCAUACGUCCCAGGUUGCUGAAGACUCCUUAGCUCAUGUUGAAAAGGAAUGGGCUAAGAAACUUUCUGUCAAAGACGAUGAGGUGAAGCAUUUACAGGCUAAGAUAUUACAUUUGGAGGAGAGGGUUUCUCAAGUGCAAACUAAUGUGAGUCCACUUGCAGGAGGCGCUAAUGAUGCCCUUGUCAAUGGUCUACAAAAUAUGGUGAAACAGUUGCAACAAGAUGUUGAAGAACUAGAAGCCGACAUAAUCCGGUUGACAGAGGAAAAAUCCGAACUGCUUGCUCAGUUAGAAUCGACUGAACGAAGCGCUGUUUCAAAGCCCUCUGAUGUCACUCCUCAGAUUCGCGCCUCUGAAAACUUGGUGAAACAGCUGCAGAAAGACGUGGAGGAACUAGAGUUGGAUACAGUUCGAUUGACAGAGGAGAAUUUAGAGUUGCUUGCUAAGUUGAAAUCGAACAGUUCCGAACUUAAUGAGAAAAAUAGACUGAUUGCAGACUUGAUGGAUUCAGAAAGUUCUAAAGAGGGGCGUACAGAGCUUUUGGAAAAAGUUGCGAGCUUGGAGGGUGAACUGGCGCUGUUGAAGGAGGAGAACGCUCAGAUUCUUCAUGAAAAGGAAGAAGCUGAAAGGACAAUUCAGCACCUUCAGACGGGGAAGCAAGAACUCCAGAAAUCCAUUAGGAAUUUAGAAGGCAGUCAACCAGACAGAGUAGAUCGAAGUAAAGAUCGAGAGGUAGCGAACAAUCAGCUAUUUCAGCAGUUGGCUGAAACCGUGGCCGGGCUGGAGGAAGAACUUCGAGAAUCACAGGAAGAGACUAGACUUAGCAGGUUGCGUAUAGAGGAGCUCGAACGUGAUAUUUCAGAACUUACCUAUCCUGACCAGACCCAUAGCUCUGUGGAAUUGGAAUCCUUGAGGAAACUUCUGGAAAGUGAAAAGUUGGAAAAAGAAUAUAUUCAGCGUACUGCUGAGGAGAAAACUCGCGUCAGCCAGGACCAUUUGGCCCGUGCUCUGGAAGAAAUCGAAUCGCUCACAGAACGACUGGAAAAUCUCUCAACGGAAAGGUGCAAAAAUGAGGGUAGGAUUUCAGAGCUUGAACUGGCCAAAACUAUCCUGGAGGAUAAGUUAGCAGCUUUGGAGGAAGAAAGGUGCAGAUGUUCGAUCGUGUAUCUGGCCUUGAGUAGCAGUCUGAAAUACAGUGACCGAGGAGCCGGGACUUCCGACAACAGGAAGCAAGAGAUGUUGAGGAGGAGAAGUCUUACCUUCUUAGCGAGAAAGAGCGCCUUCAAACUGCUCUGGAUUCUGCUACAGAAAAACACCAUGAACUUGUAACACUUAACCGGAGAGUUAGAUGAAGCUAUGAAAGAAUGUGAGAUUUUCAAGAAUUCCCAACCCCCUUUGGAACAGGAAGUCGUGCGACUACAAGACGAACUAGAGGAGGCCCAUCAUGAUCUUCGAGAGCAUACGAAAACCUUUGAAAAGAGCCGUGCUAUGCUUGAAGAAAGCUUUCAUACGAUCAGCAAAGACCAUGCUAAUGCUGUUGCUGUUUCAAAAACAUUAGAGGAACAGGUUGCUCAAUUACAGAGUGAUUUGGAGGAUAUGGAGAUGCGAUCUGCUACAAAGUUAAAAACGUUGUCUAUGUUGAAGGAGUCGGAACAACUCCGAUUGGAGAAAUCUGAACAAGCCUUGCAACAUAGUGCAUCUCUACAGAAGGAUAAUGCUGCUCUGGAGAAGCGGGUUGCUGAGUUAGAAUUAUUACUAGAAGAGAAGUCAGGUGAUGCCAGAACAACUAGUAAUGGACUUCUAAAUUCAAAGAAUGGACACGAAUUCCACGAGCUGACACGUGUGAAGAAUGAGAAUUCCGCUCUUCAAAGUGAAGUGGGCCGUUUGCAAGAGGUCAAUGAGUUGCUGGACAGCAAACUUCAGAAGUACAAGGCAGCUGGAGCUGGGUCUAGUAUGGUUGACAAGGUUGUACAUUUAGAAACAGAAUUAGCUGAAGCGUUGGAGGCUAACAAUAUGUACAAAUUGCAGCUGCGAAGUGCCUUUGCGGAGCAACAAAAUGUGCAUGCUGUAGCGCUUCAGAACUUUGGCGAUGUGGACCAAGUCGUAAAUGAUCUUGUAGAAUUACGAAAGCGUGUAAAGCAGUUGGAGGGUGAGUUGCGAGAUAUGCGGGAUCGGUACUCUACAAUGAGUUUGCGAUUUGCUGAAGUCGAAGUUGAGCGAGAGGAGCUUGUAAUGACUAUUAGGACCCUUCGAAAUACACGGAGAUAGAAAUUUCCUCUUGUAGUGGCAAGAUCUUGAAUGCAAGAAGCAAUACUAGUAGCGAUUUUAAUCAUCAGUAGAGGAAAAACUGGUCAUAUCUGGACCUAUUACUAGCUCAUCUGGUGGCUAGUUCUACCGAGCUAUGGGAGGUCCUUUUAGAGAUGUGGCUGGAAAAACCAUCUCUUUAUGUAAAAUCACUUCCCAAUUCUGAUCGUCCAAAUGUAUACGUGAAUAAGGUUUUACCUCA
Physcomitrium patens is the source of this 4525-nucleotide messenger RNA. RefSeq lists its product as uncharacterized. Lineage: Eukaryota; Viridiplantae; Streptophyta; Bryopsida; Funariales; Funariaceae. The record is from RefSeq and is a predicted model, not a curated record.